AUGAUGACUAGAUAUCUCAACAACACUCGGUCUGUGAUCACUGACCUCGUAACGCGAAAAGACGACCUAAAAGGGAUACAAGUCCUACUCGGCCUGUCCGUUUUCCUGAUGGGAUCGCCAGAGGUAGAGCUCGUACCGACCCUGGUCGCAUCGGCGGUCAAACUUGCUCAAUGGCUAGGUCUUCAUCGCAAGCUAGGGGCCAAUUAUCUUGAUCACAGUGAAGCAAAGGAGAGAGAGCGGGCAUUUUGGAUAACCUAUGUCCUCGACCGAGACACCAGCCUCCGCACUCGCGGCCCAUGUCUGAUUCAGGAUCGCGACCUGGACAUGGAAGUGCCCACUUUUGAGGGCACAGGCACAGAAGACAUGGUGGGCAUCCUCGUCGGAUCUGACGGCCGUUCAUGGUUCAACUUCUUUCGGUGCCGCGUCUCCUUGGCUCGCAUCCAAGGGCUGGUAUAUGACUGGGUAUUUUCCCUGCAGGCCGAGAGACUCUCAGCGUCCGAGAAGUACGAGAACAUGAACAGGAUCGCGACUAUGCUGCGGGAGUGGAGGACUGCUAUUCCGGAGGAGUUCAAAGUGGACCGGCUAGAAAAUAUGGACCCGGCUGUGGCUCAGCCCCUCGCGAGCCUGUACUUGACCGAGUGUUUCACUCUGUUCAAAGCCCGGGCGCACACGGCGUUCUCAAACGACUUAGACUCUAUGAAGAUCCUCACAGAUUGCUGCAGCCGUUGGGCGAGUGGAUAUGGUCGCCUCUCCGGACAACAUAAGAUCGAGGCUGAAUCGAUUGUGCUACCGGAUUGGCAGAACCUAGUUGCCUCAGCAAGAGUCUGUGGGAAGCUGUUCCCCAGGAGCCAAGACAUGAAUCCGCAGGCAGCCUUCUUGUACAGGAACAGGUGCGCAUACAUCUCAGCGAUGGUAAUCCUCAUUGCGAACAAGAUGUGGAUUUCUAGACAUGUAUUGUACCCCGAAACGGGAUAUGACGAUGAUUUCAUCCAAGAGAGCCUGCAGUUCAUCGAAAAAAUGGAAGAUAAGACUGGUGACGACCCAUUUCGGAGAAUGCACACCGCAGCCUCGGAGCUCAACUCCAGAGCCAGCCUUGCCGCGAUGACUCGCGCUCCUCGACUCGCGACGUUCAACGCUCCUAGCCUGCAGAUGAAUCAGGGGUACUUACGGGGCAAUUUACUAGCCCUGGAGGAAUCUGAAUUCCAAGCAGAGACGGCCGAAGAUCCCUGA
This is a messenger RNA of Diaporthe amygdali, 1230 nucleotides long. RefSeq lists its product as uncharacterized. The record is from RefSeq and is a predicted model, not a curated record. Gene Ontology annotation, molecular function: zinc ion binding; DNA binding. The transcript has 2 exons. The coding region runs from base 1 to 1230 and encodes 409 amino acids. Lineage: Eukaryota; Fungi; Ascomycota; Sordariomycetes; Diaporthales; Diaporthaceae. Gene Ontology annotation, biological process: DNA-templated transcription.